UAUCCAUGUUUCGUACAUAGGUUUCCAGGUAGGAGAUGUUCCAUGUUGUGGUGGGGCGGCUGGCAAUCAUUGUGGAAUAGAACCCUACGAGUUUUUUAUAUGAAAUAUGGGAACUGUAUGAAAUUGGAUUAAGAAAAAUAGCAAUCCAGAAUGUUGGACCAUUGGGUUGCUAUCCAACAAUUAAAGCAAUGCGCCCUGAAUUGAAUGGUAGCUGUGUAAAGAGCUUCUCAAAGCAUGCAAAUCAACACAACAAAGCUUUAUCUGUUGCCUUGAAAAAGCUGCAGAGCAGGUUACCUGGAUUCAAGUAUUCAAUUGUUUACUAUUAUCACGCUCUUGCUAAUAGAAUAAAGAAUCCAACUAAAUAUGGAGAAGUUAUAUGUUGUGGCAGUGGCUUGGACAAUGGCAGGAAUUGUGGAGGAGGAAGCAAUGGAACACAAACCUACAAUCUUUGUAGCAACCGUAAUGACUAUGUGCUUUUUGGAGGACAUCAUACUCAAAAGACAAACCAACAACUUGCCCAACUAUUUUGGAGUGGAGCACCAAAUGUCAUUGGACCUUAUAACGUUAAGCAAUUCUUUGAAUUUGUUUAGUUCUGAUUAUCUUGUAGCAUAUUGACACUUCUUAGUCUAUGGCUUUUCAUAUUUUGCUAUCAGUGAGUUUUCUGUAUCUAUGACCAUUAGCAGUAAAUUUUAUAAAAAAUUUUGACUUUAUAAAGGCUUCAAAAUUGAGAAAAGUUGCAUGUUGCGGCAGUGGAUUGUAACUGUGCAAAUGACUGGUAUUAUGGAGGAAGAACAAUGGAACACAGCCAUACAAUGUAUGUGGCAGUGGCUCUGCUUUUUGAUGGUGGGCAUCAUAUUCAAAGGGACAAGUCAAAUGUUACUGAACCUUUCUUAGUUCUAACAACUGCAUAACAAAUUACAAGGAUAUGUAGUUGUUAGAAUUUUCUUAGUUCUAAUCUUGUAGCCCAUUGACUGGAGACACUAGUUCACAGAAGCCCAUGAACUGGGAACAAUUUCCCAUCCAAAGAGAACCACCUCUGGCCCAAAGCAGAAUGAUUGCUAAUAACAAGUUGACUUGUAAGUGUACCUAAAAUUCUAUGAUACAUGCUAACA
Molecule: messenger RNA, 1112 nt
Organism: Hevea brasiliensis (rubber tree)
Lineage: Eukaryota; Viridiplantae; Streptophyta; Magnoliopsida; Malpighiales; Euphorbiaceae
Product: GDSL esterase/lipase 4-like
Exons: 3
Coding region: 189-590 (133 amino acids)
Source: RefSeq, a predicted model, not a curated record